Bathycoccus prasinos is the source of this 1239-nucleotide messenger RNA. Its product is annotated as RNA Helicase (ISS). The transcript is spliced from 3 exons. NCBI's taxonomy places the organism in Eukaryota, Viridiplantae, Chlorophyta, Mamiellophyceae, Mamiellales, Bathycoccaceae. Bases 1 to 1239 code for a protein of 412 amino acids. The record is from RefSeq and is a predicted model, not a curated record.
AUGUCGGCAUCACCGGCGUCGUAUAACGUGACGCUGGCGACUCUGAGGACGACGAGCCCUUCGCGAAAUAAAACGCGCAAACAAGUUCGACAACAAACGGAGAAAGAGAAACGGAGGGCGAGACUUUUGAAAAAGCUCGAGAUCGUCGCUUUGCGCGAGCGAGGAUUCGCCGCACACAACUUCUUGAUGAGUCACAAGGUGCAUCUCGUCGCGAGGUUGAACGUAAUCGCGACAAAUUUCGGAUACUUUGGUCUGAGCUACGUCAUGUUGAUGCGACUGGUUGAAAUCAGCAGCGGCGAUCGAAUGGCGUUUCCGGCUGCUCUGGAAGCCUUGAAAUAUUCUCACCGAGCGCACGGGUUUUUUCUUUUAGCGAUCGCGAUCAUAUCGACGCUCUUUCACUCGCUUCAGAUGGACGUGAUGCGAGACGCGAGAGAGGCGUAUUGCUCGUGUUGUGCUGGGGUGAGAAAGAGGAGAAUUAACAGAAAUGAAGAAAAGCCAACGGACGAUAAAGCGACACAAAAGACGAUCCGGGCACCGCGGAGGAGUCGAUCGGAACCAGACUUCGAGAAUGUUGUGUCCAUGGAACGAAAUGGCGAUGAACGUACGUUGAAGUCUUCUGCGUCCGUCAAAACCGCAGUGGCUGAGAGAAUACAAUGGGUUUCGUCGCAAAAACAAAGUUUUCAUCCGAUUAAGAGGACGGGUUCGCCCCACUCUUAUCAGUUGAAGUCGUCGGCGUUUCAUCAGAAUACGCCGGGGAUAGUAAAGAGUAAAACGCGAGAACGAGAAUCGUCUCCGGUAUCAGCGCUGUGUUUGUCGACAGAGACGUGCGAUCCGUUGGUCACAGAUCGCAAGUUCAGCGCUUUGUCGCCAUCUUCGGCGUCCUCGUCGACGACGACAACUCCCUCUUCGACGGAAUAUUAUACUACGGCGCCGAAAAGCUUUCGCGAAGAGGACGAAAUGGAAGACGAAGAAAAGAUCAGAAACGCAAUUAAAAAUUACCGAUGGGGAGCUGUUUCAAACUUGAUUUGUUGCGACGUUGUGACCGCGGUAUCCUACUGUCUCUUCUUGAUGCUUUCGCACGGUGAAAAGACAGUAGUCGUAAAUGGACUCUUGCCGUUGUCGGUGUUAUGGUUCGGCGCCUCGUCAAAAGCAAAAGGGCGCUACUGGAAUUACGCUAUUUGGCACGCCGUUUGGCACGUGCUCAGCGCAGCUUUGAUGGCUAAAGUUCUCAUCGCGUAA